ACGGGCCUGGCAUCAGUUUAGAGCUGCCAAGUGCCUAUAAAUGCAGAGGCCCUCUGAUCUUUCUUUGCCAAAUACCAGAACCUCUUUUCUCUUUUCUUCUGCUGAGUUGUUGGCUGAUCUCCCUUUCCUUGUCCAGCCAGCAGCAGCAGCAGCAGCGGCGGCGGCCAUGGAGAAACCUCAUGCCGUAUGCGUCCCUUACCCUGCACAGGGGCACAUCACCCCCAUGAUGCAGCUCGCGAAGCUCCUCCACUGCAAGGGCUUCCACAUAACCUUCGUCCUCACGGAGUACAACCACCAGCGCCUGGUGAGGUCGAGGGGUCCCGGCGCGGUCAAGGGCUUGAAGGACUUCAGGUUCGAGGCCAUCCCCGACGGGUUGCCACCCUCUGACCCCGACCGCACCCAGGACAUCCCUGCACUCUGUGACUCCACCACCAAGAACUGUCACGCUCCUUUCCUUCGUCUUCUGCAGAAGCUCAACGAAUCUGGCAACCCACCGGUGACUUGCAUAAUUUCUGAUGGAGUCAUGAGUUUCACCCACAAGGCUGCCCAGGAGCUUGAGUUGCCGGUGGUCUUCUUCUGGACUACGAGCGCCUGUGGCUUCUGGGGCUACUUUCAUUACCUUGAUCUCAUAGAGAGAGGUUACACGCCAUUGAAGGAUGAGAGCCAGCUGACAAAUGGGUAUCUCCGGACCAAAAUUGAUUGGAUAAAAGGGAUGCAGGGCAUCCUUCUCAGGGACAUGCCCAGCUUCAUCAGAACUCUCGACAGGGACGACAUCAUGCUCAACUUCUGCAACAAGGAAGCACAGACGGUGACCAAGGGCGUGGGCCUCAUCCUUAACACCUUUGAAGAUCUGGAGUACGAAGUCCUCGAGGCUCUCCGAGCCCGAAUCCCUCGCGUCUACGCGGUCGGUCCUCUGCUGAAACUCGGCCAGCGCGUGAACAUGAACGGGCUGACUGCCAUCCAGUCCAGCCUGUGGAAAGAAGAGGACGGCUGCCUGGACUGGCUAGACGAGCAGGGGGAAGGCUCAGUCGUCUACGUCAACUUCGGCAGCAUCACUGUCAUGAGUCCACAGCAGCUGGUAGAGUUCGCCUGGGGCCUGGCCAACAGCAACUACCCAUUCCUGUGGAUCAUCAGGCCCGACCUAGUGCAAGGCGAGGCGGCCCUUCUGCCGAAGGAGUUCCUGGCCGAGACGAGGAAGAGGGGGAUGCUGGCUAGCUGGUGUUCCCAACAGGAGGUGCUCAGCCACCCUUCGGUCGGGUUGUUCCUCACCCACAGUGGGUGGAACUCGACGGUGGAGAGCAUCUGUGGGGGAGUGCCCAUGCUGUGUUGGCCCUUCUUUGCGGAGCAGCCGACCAACUGUAGGUUCACCUGCACAGAGUGGGAGAUGGGGAUGGAGAUCGACAGCAACGUGAGGAGGGAGGAGAUCGAGGUCCAAGUGAGGGAGAUGAUGGAGGGAGAGAAGGGAAAGGAGAAGAGGAGGAUGGCCAAGAAGUGGAAGGAAGCAGCAGAGCAGGCCGCUCUGCCUGGUGGACCUGCCUCUGUCAACCUCGAGAGGCUGAUCAAAGACUUACAGCAGUAAUUCAGCUUCACUAUUUUCUUAAAACCACGCUCAAACUUGUACUAGGGGAGAUCAUCUACAUAGCAGCUAUAGUUAUCCCGCUGGUUUCUGUAAGACAUGCGACUCUUUGCCGCGCCUGCGUCUGACUUUUACUUAUUGUACUCCGUCGGCAAAGAACACUGCGUGCACCCUUUCUCAUAAUCUGUUAUUUUCCUUUCUUCAGGAUUUGAAAUGUCAUAAAAAAUACAAAAUGUUGCCAGUUUUGAGUCGAUGA
This is a messenger RNA of Nymphaea colorata (pocket water lily), 1832 nucleotides long. RefSeq names its product 7-deoxyloganetin glucosyltransferase-like. NCBI's taxonomy places the organism in Eukaryota, Viridiplantae, Streptophyta, Magnoliopsida, Nymphaeales, Nymphaeaceae. The coding region runs from base 41 to 1579 and encodes 512 amino acids. The transcript is spliced from 2 exons. Gene Ontology annotation, molecular function: UDP-glycosyltransferase activity. The record is from RefSeq and is a predicted model, not a curated record.